Molecule: messenger RNA, 3491 nt
Organism: Chondrus crispus (carragheen)
Lineage: Eukaryota; Rhodophyta; Florideophyceae; Gigartinales; Gigartinaceae
Exons: 2
Coding region: 1-3402 (1133 amino acids)
Biological process (GO): protein polyubiquitination
Cellular component (GO): cytoplasm; nucleus; ubiquitin ligase complex
Molecular function (GO): ubiquitin-ubiquitin ligase activity
Source: RefSeq, a predicted model, not a curated record
AUGAAUUGGUUCCGCGCCAAUGCGCCGAGCGACGGCGCCAACCCCGAUCAGGAACAGGCCGACGGUAGCGCCGCCUUGACGCCGGACGAGAUCCGUCGCCGCCGCCUCGCCAAGCUCGAAGCGUCGCACGCUGCCGAAAAGGCCCGCCGCAAGGAGCUGGAAGAGCGCCGCGCCAAAUGGGAAGCCGAGAAGGCCGCCCGUGAGGCCGCCGCGCCCAAGCCGCCAUCCCCGCCGCCAGUCCCGACGCCGCGCGAACCAGAACCGAUCGAGGAGCCAGUGCCCAAACGCCCCGCGGCACCGCUGCAAACACUGGAAGCAGCCGUGUCUAAGGUCGUCGCGAAGAGCCUUCGUAUCGCCAUCACGCCGCUGCAGGCCGUUGGAGGCUGCGAGUAUCUCCCGGAUCUCGUCGAUGGGCUCAGACAGGAAGCGGGAGUGAAGGAAGGGGAGACGUUGCUGCUUGAGGUCGAUCUGCAUGCGGAUGAUAUCUUGAUUGAUCGUAUUAACGGCUCGAAGGAUCCGCUGGGCUAUCUCUUUGACUGCUUUGUAAGGUGUGGGCAGCAAGUGUCUGAGAUUAACUCCAACCGCCGCAUUAUGGGUGAGGAGCAUGCGGAUAGACGCAUGACGUUGCAACAGACUGUCGCCGAAGUUCAGAGACGCAUUAUGACGUACUCGGGAAUGCUUUUGAACGGGUCGUUCAUGGAAACUGACAACGUUAAACCAGAAGCGUUUGCUGAAUGCAUACUGCAACAGAAAGUCCCGACUGGAUUUAUUCGGUCGCUGCUCAGUUUUCACGCUGAGCAGGACGGACCUGGUUUGGAUGACAUUCUUCCAGUCUUCACGCGAGUCUUUCGCGCGGUUCGCCAUGAAGCCCUCACAAACAUGAAGCUCUCGUCGAGCUCUUUCCUUAAGCCACUCAACGCCCUGGUCGGGCUCCUUAAGCAUAAGGAACUGUGCGUACUCGUCACCUCGGAUACGAGUUUUGUGCCAAAAGGAACCGACGCGAGGCCCUUAAACGUCACCAUGUUCAAUACCCUAUCCUUUCUCGCGCCUUUCUUUGCGAUAUCUGCCCUGCCCGGUCUCCCGCUGCAUGCGCCAUCUCGCAUUGAAGACCCGCAAAUAGCCAACACGAUGUUCGCAAAUCCGACAAUGCUUGACCGCGUUUCUGCCGAAGGAAUAAUUUACUCUCUUCGAUCCUCGCUUUCGGUCGCGCGGGCUCGCCUGCAUCAAAUAUGCCUCAUGUUGUGCAAAGCCGGCGCACAACCUCGAAAUGCAGUCCUCAGUUGGUUUGCAACAAUUCUGAAUCUGAACCAAAAGCGUACCGCCAUGCAGGUCGACUAUGCAGAAGUUUCUGGAGAUGGAUUCAUGCUCAACGUCAUGCAUGUGCUUCUCCAGUUUUGUGAACCGAUCGUGAAUGGGGGUUGGAAAAUGCUGCAGAAGAUUGAUCCUACCUUUCCGCAGUCGUCUCAUCGGCUUGACUACGAAGACGCAACCAGGCUCGCAGCGGAUUCAGACAUGCUGAAGAGGUGGUGGGUUGAUCAAAGGAACGAAAACGCGCAAGAGUCUCUCACCAGACACCUCGAGGCUGCUGCAAGAGAAUCUGGCGCUACAGCUUCAGCCUCCAGCUCACAAGCUGCUAGUGGGUCAGAAGAUGCACAGGUGGCUCCACAACAAGUUGCCAAGGAAUUCGGUUUUGUGACGGAAUGCUUCUGGCUCGCACUUAGCUCAAUCCACCUCGGAUUCAUUGCAGUAGAAAAUAUGUAUGAAGAAUCAAUUUUGCGAACGCUGCGUCAACUCAAGGACGUGAUAGAUGAGAUGGAAGCAGCCAAAAGUGUUCACAGACUGCCACCGAGGGGAUUGAUGCAACUAGUUGCGUUCAAACAGCGGAGAGAUAGCCUUGCGUCUGCAAAGCUGUGCUACGAUGUGUACGUACAAGAUCCCGAGACUCUAACGACACUGGUGCGGUUUGCAGCUGCAGAUGCCGAAUGGUUGAUGAAGAAGUUGCUUCAAGAACCAGCACGGGAAUCAUUACUGCCUCUACCAGUUCCUCCACAUCCAACGUUUGCGUCAUUACCUGAACACACAGUGGAGGCGAUCACGACAACUCUUCUGUGUACGAUGCGAUUUAGACCUGAGAUAGUAGAUGAUAAUAGUGCGCUUUUGGAAGACAUUGUGAGCUUUUGCAUCGCCGGGUCAGCAUCACCGCUGCACUUAAAAAACCCUUAUCUACGAGCAAAGCUGAUAGAAUUCUUGUGGAUGAUAUUCCCGAGAGGGAUGGGUGGGGUGCAAGAUGACGAGGACGAAGAGUAUCGUGGACCCCGGAACCCAGGGAUGGAGGCACUGUUUUCCGGGCAUUCACUUUCGCGAAGAUUUCUACCCGGAGCGCUGUUUCGUCUGUAUGUAGAUGUGGAGCAUACAGGAUCGCACACGCAGUUUUACGACAAGUUUUCCAUCCGGUACCGAAUUGGAUCGAUUGUUGAAUCGCUUUGGUACAUGGCAGACUAUCGAAAGUCUGUGAGAGUGGAGGCACAAGAUGAGGGGCGUUUUCUCCGUUUUGUGAACAUGGUUUUAAACGAUGCCAACCACCUGUUGGACUCGGUGUUGGACGAUUUGGAGGAGAUGAAUACGCUUGAAGGGGUGAUUAAAGGGGGAUCUGCAGAAUGGGAGGGGCUGACAGACGAGGAGAAAGAGGAAAAGCGGGAGCGAUUAAAGAAACUGGAGGGGUCGGCCAAAACGUACAACCAGUUGGCCAACAACAACGUGAAGCUGUUAUGGCUACUGACGGAUGAUGCGGUUGUGCGACGAAUUUUCUUACGCGAUGAGAUGGUGAGUCGGUUGACAGAAAUGCUGAACUACCUGCUGGUGCGGUUGUGUGAAAAGAGAUGCCGAGACCUCAAGGUGUCUGAACCGGAAAAAGUGUCGUGGAAACCGCGACUGCUCCUAACACGAAUUAUUCAAACAUACGUGCACUUUGGCGAGGACGAGACAUUUGCAAAGGCUGUGGGACUGGAUGGGCGUUCGUAUAAGAAGGAGCUGUUGCCGCGAGCUAUCGGGAUUGCGACGCGACGACGGUUGGUGAGUGCGCAGGAAAUACAGGUAUUAAGAGAAAUCGCGGAACGGGCGGAGAAGGCAGUGAAAGAGGACGAGGAAGAGGAAGGGGCGCUGGGGGAGAUCCCAGACGAGUUCCUAGACCCGAUCAUGAGCAGCGUGAUGAGAAACCCUGUUCGGCUACCGACAUCGGGGAAUAUCAUGGACCGUGCGGUAAUCUGUCGAAUUCUGCUAAGUGACAAGGUGGACCCGUUCAAUCGGAAGUUGUUGACUGAGGACAUGUUGGUGGAGGAGGUGGAGCUGAAGGAGCGGAUAGAAACGUUCAUUAAGUCGCGGCGUGGUGGGGGGAGGCCGUGAGGACGUUGUUGGCGAUGAUGGAGAGCCGCCGCCAUGUGGUAGCGGCGGGGCGGUUAUCGACCAAAUCUAUUUUAAACCAAAAAUCUUAC